GUGGCUCCGCCACUGCCCCCACAAGUCAAUUUCCCCUUGGUUAGAUGCACCCACGCUGGUCGACGCUUCCAGUAGGUCUAUCUCUGGAGAUCCAUUUUCUCUUUUUAGUCGAUUUCCCGAAGGUGAUCUCGUGACCUUUGUCUAUUACUCCUUUUUUACUGAACAUUCUAUCAGCCAACUCAAUCUUAUUAAAAAUAGUCAAUUGACUCUUUCCUCUCGGUUCUGAUCUGGUCGCGCAGAGCCAAAACUGAGGUUAAACGGAAAGGUCGCUCAUAUGUGACUCAUCAGCUCAUCUCUCCAUCAAAUUGAAAUACUCCAUAUCUAUCUGCUACGCGGCCCAAGGCUUUAUGCACUCUAUAUUCAAUUGCUAAUCUGUUUCGGUUUUUCCCUGUCAAAUCGGUUUACGGUAUGCAUUUUGUCGACAGUUACUGAAGAAUGGCGGCAUCUGCAAUCAAAGCUGGUGCGCUGGUAAUGUUACAAGAGUUGAAUCCCUCUUCUCCGUUCUUUAAGCAAGGGGCCUCACUCAGAGUCACCGGGAAGCUACAAGAUUAUGAUGUCCAGACGGCAUGUGCAGUAGUUGUUGAUGGGAAUGCCUCUUUAAAGAUAGACACACAGCACUUGAAUGUCAAUAUUCGCCCUGGUUCCAUCUACCAAUUCAUUGGAGAACUGCAUAUUGAUCCCAGUAAUGAGGCGAUCUUGAAAGCACGAGUAGGAAGAAAUGUGGAUGGCAUGGACCUUAAUCUCUAUCAUCAGUCAUUGCAACUCUUGAGAAAUUUCAUGGAUGAACAAACACUUAGCCGCACACAAUAGGUCAAUGCUCUUGUUACUCUGGCAAUGUUACUAAUGGAAACGUUACAACACUUACCGUUUUUAUUUACUAAAUAUAGAAGUAAAAUGUUUAUUGUAGUUAUUGAAACGAGGCUUGGAUGAUGUUCUUGUUGAGUUUAUUGAUAUGAGGUAGACGCCUAGCUAUCAAAACAAGAGUUUUCAUGAAUAGGCUGAUAUUUGGGAGGGUUAUGUAUACUUUAAAGGGUUAUGGACUUAUGGGUACUUAGACCUCGGAUUCAAAUUUAUCAUCCAAUGCAAUGCCUUCUCAAUGGAGCUGCCUAAUAAUACUUGUCUAGAUUGGGUUGCAUGUUAA
Molecule: messenger RNA, 1141 nt
Organism: Cuscuta epithymum
Lineage: Eukaryota; Viridiplantae; Streptophyta; Magnoliopsida; Solanales; Convolvulaceae
Source: the annotation of a GenBank genome assembly